AUGGCGGCCGGGAGCGCGUCGCGCUGGGUCGGGGCGGCCGCGGGACGCGGGUCGGGGAACGCGCGGCCGCCGCUGCUACUGCUGCUCCGCGGGCUCCGUGUCCCGCCCGCCCGCGCCCCGCGCCGCCUCCUGCUGCUCCGCGCCGGGCUCUGCGCCGCGGGGACGAAACGCGCUGCCGCCGCCGCCGCCGCCGCCUUCCACAGCAGCGCGGCCCACGCCAAGGAGGACUAUUACCAGGUGCUGGGGGUGCCCCGCACCGCCACGCAGAAGGAGAUCAAGAAGGCCUAUUACCAGUUGGCAAAGAAAUACCACCCUGACACAAACAAGGACGACCCUAAAGCGAAGGAGAAGUUCUCUCAGCUGGCAGAAGCCUAUGAGGUGCUGAGUGACGAGGUGAAGAGGAAGCAGUACGAUGCCUACGGCACAGCGAGCUUCGAGGCCGGCGCGGCCGGGGCCGGGGCUGGCGCGGGGCGGCAGUACUGGAGCAGCGGCCCCUCCAUCGACCCCGAGGAGCUCUUCAGGAAGAUCUUUGGGGAGUUCUCAGGAUCCCCUUUUGGCGAUUUUCAGACUGUCUUUGACCAGCCACAGGAGUAUAUCAUGGAACUGACAUUCACCCAAGCUGCAAAAGGUGUUAACAAGGAGAUUGUGGUGAACAUCCAGGACUCCUGUGUGCGCUGUGAUGGCAAAGGACACGAACCUGGCACCAAAGCUCAGCGCUGUCACUACUGCAAUGGCACGGGCAUGGAGACCAUCAACACGGGCCCGUUCGUGAUGCGCUCCACGUGCCGGCGCUGCGGCGGCCGCGGCUCCAUCAUCACCACGCCCUGCGUCGUGUGCCGGGGCACGGGGCAGACCAAGCAGAAGAAGACAGUGAUGGUUCCUGUGCCAGCUGGUGUUGAGGAUGGGCAGACAGUUCGGAUGCCUGUGGGGAAGAAAGAAAUUUUCAUUACAUUCAGGGUUCAGAAGAGCUCUGUGUUCCGACGAAAUGGAGCCGAUAUCCACUCGGAUCUCCUGAUCUCAAUAGCUCAGGCCGUGCUGGGAGGCACAGCCCGGUGUCAAGGCUUGUAUGAGACAAUCAACAUCACAAUACCCCCUGGUAUUCAGCCAGACCAGAGAAUUCGAAUGAGUGGGAAAGGCAUUCCCAAGGUCAACAGCUAUGGCUAUGGAGACCACUACAUCCACAUAAAGAUAAAAGUUCCUCAGAGGCUGACGGAUCGCCAGCGAGCCUUGAUGAUGAGCUACGCCGAGGACGAGGCUGACGUGGACGGCACGGUGAACGGGGUCACCAACACAGCGUCAGGAAAGCGUUCUACUGGGAACUAGGAGCCAGCAGCAGCAGGUCAUCCAUGCAGUUGGGGGUGAAUCUUUCUGGCACCAGGCUCUGGAGAGGACAGGAUGUCAGCAGCACAGCAAGAAUCCCAGCUGGGGAGGCCAUGGACCACCAAGGCACCAACACAAACCCCACCCACUGUCCUAGGAACUGGCAGUGAAGGAAAACACCAACUUUGCAGAAGUGUGGCUCCCUGGAGGCUGCUCCACAACCUUACUGCUGCUGGAAGCUUACAUGGUAAAAGUUGAAGUAUUAUUUAGAAUCCAAACCAGAGGAAAUGUGAAAUAAAUAUUCCAGCACAGAGCAGCAAUUUGCUGUAUGGAGGCUCACUCAGGUGCUCUUUGGAAUGCCAGGUGAACUCUCCAGGAGAUUUGGUGAGUCAGGGAGGUCUAAUCUUGUCUUCACGACAGCCCUGCUGCCCUGUACAGCUCCAAGUGGAAUCUCCCUGUGGCUGGGCAUUGUCUGAGCCCAGCUGGCCUGGCUCCCUCACAGCCCUGGGCUUUCUCUGUCCUGCUGAUUGCCUGCACAGAGCAGUGAUGGAAUCUGCACUUUGUCUCAAGUUUAUCCCCCGAAUAACUAAAGUUACCACACAACUGCUGUCGCUUCUGGACUGGUCCAAGUCGAUCACUGAGCCCUUUGCCAGUUGGGGACAAAAAUCUUUUUAUUACUUUAGUGCAACACCCAUAGCAUAAAGGAUUGGUCAAAGCAUUGUUGUUUUACUUGUGUGAGAGUGCAAGUGAGGUGGAUCACUCCUUCCAGACGCAGCUGAGCUCUUUCAGUGAGUAUUCCAUGGUUACUGUAGCCUGCUGUGUUUGUGAUACCCUGCAGGUACCAUCAGCCCAGUACUAAUCAGUUCAACACCAGUUAAACAGGGACAUGCUGUAGUCUUGCCCUUCUUAAUUUGCUGAAAUAAAGCACGCGUUGCCUCCUGAUUAAACUUCUGUAAAGUGAUUCUGUACUCAUGUAAAUAAGAUGGACUUCAUAAAGAUAUUUAACUCGU
Messenger RNA from Sturnus vulgaris (Common starling), 2330 nucleotides. It is a transcript of the gene DNAJA3, whose product is annotated as DnaJ heat shock protein family (Hsp40) member A3. Gene Ontology annotation, cellular component: mitochondrion. Gene Ontology annotation, biological process: protein folding; response to heat; mitochondrion organization. Gene Ontology annotation, molecular function: ATP binding; heat shock protein binding; protein kinase binding. Lineage: Eukaryota; Metazoa; Chordata; Aves; Passeriformes; Sturnidae. The record is from RefSeq and is a predicted model, not a curated record.